CAGCGCCGAAAUUUCAGAGUCGUCCGACGACACAGUCUCGUCCCCCGAAAAACCAAGCUCGGAAAACGAUAACACUUUGCUCCUCACUUAAACGACACUCGAAUCCUCCAUUACCCUUUGAAUUUACAUUUCUACCCUUCUCGCCCGUUCAAAUUCAUGACCCAAAAACCUCCGCUCUCUCUUCGCGAUUCUGCCAAACUGUAUGGGUAUUUUCGUAAUAUAGAAUAUAAUAAUAUAUUUUCAAAAUUUUCAUUGCUCCGAUAAAAAAAAGAAGAAAAAAUAAACUCUUUCUUUGGAUACUACAAAACGAAAAAGGGUAGUGGUGUGGUUGGGUUGUAUUGUAUCGUUACUUUCGUAUCGCUGUGAAGGACUUGUACUGUGUGCUGUGCAUAGUUGUACCUUCGGUUUUGAGUUGUUUCUAUUAAGCUUCGGUUGCUGUACAUUGCAGCGUUCUAGGCCUCUGUUAACCGGAGCUCUGGUUUUCCGAUUUAGGGUUAUUCGCCUCCGAUUCGAUGCUCAAUCUCUGUGUGAUUGGUCGAGAUUCAUGGUAGUGUUUCGUUCACGUGACGCUUUGGCAUUGUAGAGAGAGAAAGCGGAGGAGCGUGAUUUAGAGAGAGAGAGAGAGAGAGAGAGAGAGAGAGAGAGAGAGAGAGAGAGAGAGAGAGAGAGAGUUUGUGAGAAUGGAGAUGGAGGAAGAUAUGGAGGUUGAGGCUGAACCAGUGUUUGAAGCUGUUGAAAUCGACCUCGAGUACGAGUUUGAUGCUGUACGGUUCUUUGAUUUCACCCGGGAGGAGACUCUGGCCGAGGCUUGUGAAGCUGAGUUGUGGUUCGAGUCCGCUAAGAGCUACCCUCCUUCUCCUUUUGUGGCGAAGUUGGUUCUCAGAGAGGAUGUUUUCCUGGGAAAUGUAAACGUUUCACCAAAAUCAGAUAGAGAGAAUCCGAGUUCUUCACUCCAUGGCGGUUAUCAUGUUGGUGAAGGUCAUGAAAUUUGUGCAAAUGAUGUAUAUAAUGGAGAUUACGAAGCAUUGAAAAGAGGGAUCUUUGGUAAUUUACAGAAAGUUUUGAAUCAACCACAUGGGUUAUCUUCAGGAUUAUACAAUCACUUAUCAAGUAACAAACCAAAAGGUAAAACUAUCCCUUCGGUCAAAGCAUCUUGCAAUAGGAGCUCCACUUUAAUGAAGCCAACAGCAAGUCAACUGGCUAAGCAAAAUAGACCUGCUCAAGUUGGUAGUUCCAGAUACAAAAUGCUGCACCUUCAAAACAAAGAGAAGAGCUUAAAUAGUUCCUCUGGAGUAGAAAAUCAGGCUCCCAAGAGACAAAAGUUAGAGGGAGGUCACCUACGAAAGGUCACUGAUGGAAAGCAGCAAACUAAUUUUGUUCACAAGGCUCCUAAAAAGGAUGAAACCACUGAUAAAAAUGUUGCACAUGCCAAGUUGAGGCUUACUAUACCAAGAGAGCCUGAAUUUGUAACAGAACACAGAGCACAAAGGACAAGGCCUAGGAGUGAAACAGAAAUUGACCAAGUGGCACCAGCUGUUCGUAGAUUUAAAGCGCGGCCCUUGAACAAAAAAAUCUUUGAAGCUCCUUCUUUGCCACUUCCGAAACGGAGUACCCCAAAAUUGCCAGAGUUUCACGAGUUUCGCCUGAAGACAAUGGACAGGGCUAUGCAAAAGGCAUCUUCCAAUUCUGUGUCUAAUCAUUGCAAUGAAUUUGACAAGGGGCCUGACAAAAUCAGUAGUUCCAGUGUUGUAGAAAAUGGGAGAAGGGAUAUCAGAAGACCAAUCACUUGCGAAGUUCAAAAACAAGAUGGAGAUGCAAUACAUAGAUUCAAAGCUCUUCCUCUUAAUAAAAAGAUAUUUUCUAGUAAAGGAGACCUUGGUAUUUUUCGGAACAACAAGCGAGAAACAACAGUACCCAUGGAAUUUAACUUCCAUACAGAGAAAAGAAUUCAGCAUAAUCCACCACCAAUAGAUCUUUUUAGUAAGCUUUCUCUGACAUCUGAACUCCAGCCAAAUAAUGGAUCUCAGUUAAAAGUGCCUUGGUCCAAUUUUUUAUCUGGAAAGGGCUCAAAAGAAAAUAGAUUUGACACUUUCAAGACAGAACAUAAGGUAGCAACAGAUCCCGUGAACGAAAAACCUUCAAACUUUAGUCGAAAGCAGAUCCCAUGUGGAACUAAUGGUUGCAUCUCUGACAUUGGUGAUAAAUUGCACACAAGGAGCUUUGGCAUCCGCUGAGGGUCAAAGGGAUCAGAAUCAGAUUUCAAUUUUGCUCUAUAGCUGCUGGACAAAAGACUGGAAUACAAUACAUAAAAGCGAUACAUUUCGUUGUACAUGGAAAUUGAUGGAAGUCCACAUUGCCUUACCUUAGACAUACAUAGUUGGAACUAGUUUUUUGUAUUUUCCAAAGUUCCAAAGUUGUAGGUUUCAGUUAAAAUUCAAUAAUAUGUUGAAAGGCCGGUGUUGUACAGCCAUUGAAAGGCCACCUUACCCUCAUAGCUUGUUCCAUAAUCUUUUUCUUUCUACCAUCUUAACAUGAAAUUAAUCAGAGUUGGUUCAGUUCUCCAGCAAAAAGAGAAAAAAAACAGAGUUAGCUCAGUUCAGAAAUAUACAAAAGUACAGUCCUUGCUCCUCUUUAAGUUUUUUUCUUCUACAAAAUAGAAGAUUUGUAGCCAUUUCUUUUCUAAUCUGUGUUUUGUUCACAGGAUAAUGAUAUAAAAAUUACAAUUUGUAAGUUUAA
Molecule: messenger RNA, 2736 nt
Organism: Cannabis sativa
Lineage: Eukaryota; Viridiplantae; Streptophyta; Magnoliopsida; Rosales; Cannabaceae
Product: protein TPX2
Exons: 18
Coding region: 681-2234 (517 amino acids)
Biological process (GO): activation of protein kinase activity; mitotic spindle assembly; regulation of mitotic spindle organization
Cellular component (GO): mitotic spindle; nuclear microtubule
Molecular function (GO): microtubule binding; protein kinase activator activity
Source: RefSeq, a predicted model, not a curated record